GAGGCGGGAUUCGACGAUGACGUGAGGCGGGAUUCGACGAUAACGAAAGCUGUAGAGGUAUAUCGCGUGUGCGUGUGAGUGGGUCGGAGUCGGACCAAAAGCGAAAGUGUCCCUUCUUUGUAGACGGCUUGCUCUAAAAACAUCAAGGCUGUGACUUGGAUAAGUCCUGAUUCCUCUUACAGCAGCGCGUGGACGUGAAGAUCUAGUAUGUUCUACCAGAAUGAAAGUCCAGAGGUUGUAAGGAAAAGGAAUGGAAUGGAGUUUCAUAGGAAUAGAUUUUGUAGAGAGAGUAAAGAGGAGAGCUCAGUCAAAGUCACCUUGCUCGGCUAUAAAGUUAUGGAGGAGAAGACAAAGUUUACAGUCUACAAGAUCUUAAUAGAGCGUGCACCAGACCAAAGCUGGUUUGUUUUUAGACGGUACACAGAUUUCUCACAACUAAAUGACAAGUUAAAGGAGUUGUUUCCUGUGUUUAACUUUUCCCUGCCACCCAAGCGCUGGUUCAACAACUUUAGCACUGAAUUCCUAGAGGAGAGAAGACUAGGUCUUCAAGACUUUCUACAGAACUUGGUUGCCAACAAAGAUGUGCUUAAUAGUGAAGCAGUCCGAGAGUUCUUAUGCUUGGAUGAACCACAUUCAGCCUUUGACAGUCUUGAGAAGAGGGCCUUUUGUGAGACCGACUGUCAUCUUCAGAGGACAUUAAUGGACAACAAAUGUGAGAUUGAGACCCUGAGAAGCCUCCUGGUGCACAAAGAGCUUCAAAUUAGCACGCCCGAAAGGAAAAUGAUUGAAACUCACAAAUCCCAAAAUGUGCUGAACGUGCUGUCCGCAGACACAACUGCAAAUGGAGACUUUUUAAGAGAGCGAGAAGUGGAGAAAGACAACCCCAGGAGACCAAAUAAAAGUUCUGAAUUGCAGUUUAUAAGGAGUCACAGAGCAUGCUGGUAUGGCUCAGCCACUGACGGGGCACUUACUUACAUCCAGGCCAACAAGGAUCUGGAAGACCAUUCUAGGAAUUCCAACAAGUAAAUAAAAGAGAAAAAAUUUCAGAAAUGCCGCAUGUGCAACAGCAUGUUUGUUUUUGUUUUCUGUGCUC
Molecule: messenger RNA, 1093 nt
Organism: Triplophysa dalaica
Lineage: Eukaryota; Metazoa; Chordata; Actinopteri; Cypriniformes; Nemacheilidae
Product: sorting nexin-16-like
Exons: 8
Coding region: 208-1026 (272 amino acids)
Biological process (GO): protein targeting to lysosome; early endosome to late endosome transport; endosome to lysosome transport
Cellular component (GO): late endosome; extrinsic component of endosome membrane; early endosome
Molecular function (GO): phosphatidylinositol binding
Source: RefSeq, a predicted model, not a curated record